AUGGCCGUGGCUGUACUCGGCCACACGCGACACCAACAUCAGGACUGCUUCGAUGACAACGGUGCCACCAUUAGCAACCAGCUCGUCAAGCGGAACAGCCUGCACAAAGCCUACGCCAAUCGCACCACCGACGACAAUACAGCAGCCUUCUACCGUAAUUGUCCCCUUGUGCAACAGCGGCUGCGCAAGAUGCAAGACGCUUGGACUGCUCGCAAGGCCGAGGAGAUCCGAGGGUACACGGACUGCAACGAAUGGAAGAACUUCUUCUCCGCGAUCAAAGUUGUCUACGGUCCGCCAACCAAAGGCACUGCUCGUCUUCUCGGCGCCGACGACAGUACCCUACUCACUGAGAAGACACAAAUUCUUCAGCGAUGCCCCGAGCACUUCAGAAGCGUCCUUAACCGUCCCCCACCACGUCCGACGCCGCCAUCGCUCGUCUGCCUCAAGUGGAGACCAACGUCGACCUCGACCUCCACGACUUCUCUUGACGAAAACAUCAGGGUCGUGCAACAACUCUCCAGCGGGAAAGCGCCCGGAUCGGACGCGACCCCUGCUGAGGUCUACAAGCACGGUGGCCCCCAAAUCAUGGGUCAUCUGACGGCGCUCUUCCACGCGAUGUGGCGUCAAGGAAAAGUCCCACAGGAUUUCAAGGACGCCACAAUCGUCCAUCUGCAUAAGUGGAAAGGUAGCCACCAACUCUGUGACAACCACCGAAGCCUCUUCUUGCUAAACAUCGCCGGAAUGAUCUUUGCUCGCAUCCUCCCCAACCGCCUGAACCAACAUCUGGAACAGGAUCUCAUGCCGGAAAGCCACCGACAUGAUCUUCGCCGCCCGUCAAUUGCAGGAGAAGUGUCAAGAGAUGCGGACCCACCUCUACUCUACCUUCGGGGAUCUGGCAAAAGCAUUCGACACGGUGGAUCGCGAAGGAUUGUGAAAGAUCAUGCAGAAAUUCGGCUGCCCCGAACGAUUCACUCAGAUGGUGCGUCAGUUCCACGAUUUCAUGAUGGCGUGAGUCACAAAAAAUGGAGUUGUCUCAGAGGCAUUCGCAGUGACCAACGGAGUGACACAGGGCUGCGUCCUCACGCCUACCCUCCCCAGUUUCAUGUUCUCUGCCAUGCUGAUGGACGCCUUCCGCGACAAGCGCCCUGAGAUCCGCAUCGCUCACAGGACGGACGGUGAAUUCCUCAAUCACCGGCGGAUGCACUCCCAGUCGUGUGUAUUCACAACCACAGUUCACAAACUUCUCUUCGCCGACGACUGCGCCCUCGAUGCCACCUUGAAAUGGGGCAUGCAACGGGGCGUAGACCUCUUCUCCCCGCCUGCGACAACUUCAGCCCGGUCAUCAACAAGGAGGAAAAUGGUGCUUAUGCAUCAACCGCCACUUGACGCUGCCAACGUCGCACCCCAAAUCAACGUGAAAGGUGUCCAACUGCAAGCCGUGGUCAACUUCACCUACCCGGGCAGCACCCUCUCCCACACCACCAAGAUCGAUGAUGAAGUGGUCCGCCAAAUCUCCAAAGCCUGCCGUCUGCAAAGCACGGUCUGGGAUCGCCAAGAUCUCCACCUCAACACCAAACUGAAGAUGUACGAGGCAAUCAUCCUGCCGACGCUGCUGCAUGGAACGCAGACCUGGACGGUUUACAAGAAGCAGGCGCGGUGA
Molecule: messenger RNA, 1660 nt
Organism: Spirometra erinaceieuropaei
Lineage: Eukaryota; Metazoa; Platyhelminthes; Cestoda; Diphyllobothriidea; Diphyllobothriidae
Source: the annotation of a GenBank genome assembly